GCGGAGGGAGGUGUUUCUGUCAGUUCCGGCUGUUUGUUCGGGAAGUGGAUCCGCCGCUGCCGGAGCAGCCGGGAAGGAGCUGCGGAUCGCGAGGCCAGCACCGACCCCGCCCGCCCGCCCGCCCGCCGCCCGCCCCCGCCCGCCAUGGCCCGGGACUAUGACCACCUCUUCAAGCUGCUCAUCAUCGGCGACAGCGGUGUAGGCAAGAGCAGCUUGCUGUUACGAUUUGCAGACAACACUUUCUCAGGCAGCUACAUCACCACAAUCGGAGUAGACUUCAAGAUCCGGACUGUGGAGAUCAAUGGGGAGAAGGUGAAGCUGCAGAUCUGGGACACCGCAGGACAAGAACGCUUCCGCACCAUCACCUCUACGUAUUAUCGGGGGACCCAUGGGGUCAUUGUGGUUUACGACGUCACUAGUGCCGAGUCCUUUGUCAAUGUCAAGCGAUGGCUUCAUGAAAUCAACCAGAACUGUGACGAUGUGUGCCGAAUAUUAGUGGGCAAUAAGAAUGACGAUCCUGAGCGGAAGGUGGUGGAGACAGAAGAUGCCUACAAAUUUGCUGGGCAGAUGGGGAUCCAGCUUUUUGAGACCAGUGCCAAGGAGAACGUCAACGUGGAAGAGAUGUUCAACUGUAUCACAGAGCUGGUUCUACGAGCAAAGAAAGACAACUUGGCGAAGCAGCAGCAGCAGCAACAGAACGAUGUGGUGAAGCUCACGAAAAACAGUAAACGGAAGAAGCGCUGCUGCUAACGCCCCGCCCGCUGCAGAGACUACUGCCCCCCCCAGCCCGAGGCCCCAGAGGCUCCUCGGGGACAGUCUCAGUUUAGUGCCGUUAUUUAAAGAAUUCUCUCCACGUUUUUUGUAUCGGGAGGCGCACCGGCACUUCCCCUCUCUCCCCCCGAGUGCCAAGAAGGUGUUGGACGAGCCUGCCCUUCCCCACUGGUGCCCAUCUCCCUGCCGAGGCGCCUGGACCUGGCGAGGACGCUGCCAGCAGAGCGGACUGAUUACCCAGUUUGUACAUAGUGUAUAUUACAUUAACCAGCUGCACCCUCGGCCUGCUCUGGCUUCUGCCUCCUUCCUGCCAACCUGCUGCGACAAACAGACCCUCCCACAAGCCCUCCUAGCCCAGCUGGACGGCAGCUUCCCGAGGAGCCAACCUCAUGUCUUAGCUGAGUCUUUGGCCAACCUGGGCCCAUGGAGUGCACUCUACAUGGCUCCUGCCCUACAGCUGUUCUGGAAGCUGGGGAACCUGGCCUCCACACAGGCCCUGCCCUCGGCUGGCCCUAGGCCUGCAGUUCCACAGAGAAAGUCAGUCCUGCUCUUUUGCCCAACAGGUUCCUCAUUCUGCCUUCUAGAUGCCUCUGCUGCAAACCCAGGGGAGCUGUGCUUCUCACUUAACCCAUGUUUCAAUUCCAGCAGAAAGGUAGGGUACCCUCGUUAAGAGAUGUAGCUUGCAAAGGGGAGUAUUAUUUUAACAGACAGCCAAAUCAAGGGAAUUAAGUUCCUCAUUUAUUUCCUUGAGACUCGAUUGGCUUAAUAGCAAAAGUUGCAACUGUUCCACUUUGGGCUCAGUAUUUUUAGAAAAGAUGUAUGGCUUCUGUUCAUCGUGGGGCCAGGCUCUGUCCCUUCCAUGGAGAGGGGGCUUUGCACCCUUGCUCCUGUGUGCAAGGGCCUCCCACUGGAGCUGGUCUGGACUGUAGCCCCAGGCACCUGCACCCAGGGGCUGCUGGACUAUGGGAAGACACCUCCAAGCUGGGACGGGUCUCUCUUAGUGUGAAGGUGAUAGGAAGAUUUCUUAGCCACUGGGAGGAAGUGGCAGUGGGGUGGGGACAGCCAGCAUUGACCCACCCACCCCCUGGAGUAGAAACCAGGGUAAUCUUCAUUUGAUUACUUCCCCCUCCUUCCCCUCAAAGGAUCACGUAACUGGGAAGAGCUGAUCUGGACAUCAUGAUGUGUUUAUUAGAUUUCCUUUCCUAGCGAUUGAUUUCCAGGCACUGUCCUGACUGGACAAUCACAGAUGACUGCAGAUUUCCCACGCUAACACUGUGGAUGGGGUUUAAUCAAUAAAACUGGGGCUUCUCACCUGUCUCCACUUGUGCAGACUGUCCACAGCUGGGGCCUGUGCGAGCUUCAGGCUGGGUUUGGGAGCUUGUGGGCCUAGGAAGUUAGGUGCUGUGGAAGACACUUCAGGCCAAGCAGUAGGCAGCUCCACACGAUCCAGGUGAGCUGGGAGUUGAGGCAGACUCUGUUUUCAGGGCUGUCUUGGCUGACAAGGGGCAGAAGAUGUCACGUGUGCUUCUGAGCACAUGGGAGCCAGUGUAGAGGUGUUUGCCAAUUCCAGCAAUAAGAGGGUGAUCUUGGCGCAUCCAGCCAAGUUAGGUGUCUCUGUGGCUUUUGGCACUUGCCUAGAAGGCCCAGGUGACGGGUGGUUUUGGUGACAAAGUGUGCCUGUCCCACAGAGUGAUACAUGCAUGAG
Phodopus roborovskii (desert hamster) is the source of this 2476-nucleotide messenger RNA. RefSeq names its product RAB35, member RAS oncogene family (gene Rab35). The coding region runs from base 145 to 750 and encodes 201 amino acids. The transcript is spliced from 6 exons. Gene Ontology annotation, biological process: endocytic recycling; Rab protein signal transduction. Gene Ontology annotation, cellular component: plasma membrane; endosome membrane. The record is from RefSeq and is a predicted model, not a curated record. Lineage: Eukaryota; Metazoa; Chordata; Mammalia; Rodentia; Cricetidae. Gene Ontology annotation, molecular function: GTPase activity; GTP binding.